This is a messenger RNA of Darwinula stevensoni, 810 nucleotides long. The record is from the annotation of a GenBank genome assembly. Lineage: Eukaryota; Metazoa; Arthropoda; Ostracoda; Podocopida; Darwinulidae.
CGUAAUCAGACUCUUCAUUUUUAUCAGCAACAAGACUUCGUAGAGAUGGCUGCGCAUAUGUACAGUCUCGUAUACGAUGGAAAGACGAAGAAGGUGUUUCGGGCUAGGAAGGAACACCUACUGGAAGAAGCGAGGAACCUCUUCCAAAUCCCACCCGAAAUGGACGUACGAUUGGAAUUGUGCGGCGAAAGAGGUUCUCAUUUGGUCGAGAGUCCCGAUGAUAUUCCAAACAAAGGAUGCACCUUCCGCAUCGUCGCCACCGAAAAGCCCGACGAUGAGAAAAAAUUGCCAAGGCGUUUCGAGCCAAAGCCGAAGUUGGAGUCGACGAUAAAUCCCGAAUCCUCGAAGGUGCUAGAAGAACUGGAUACGAACCGGAAGCAGGGACCGCGUCCCUCGCCUCGAAUGGGUGUGAAGCCGGUAAGGACGGAAGAAGUGAACGACGAUGACAGCGAUUCCCCCCUUGAAGAGGAACUGGAAUAUAGCCCAAAAGAUCCAGACGUCUUCGAGGGAGCCACCGAAGUGGAAGUCACGAAGGAGGGACUGAGAAUCUAUGAACCGAAGAAGUGGAUGACGGUGAUGGAUAAGGAGGGGAAAUUUGUUUUUUACACCGUAGGACGACGGACUCUCCCCUUUCGCACCUAUGGCAAGGUCAUCCUUCUCGCUGGGGCAACCGGAGCGGGUAAGGCCAAUAUACAGGUAGAGCCCUUCAAGGGCUGCGAUCGGCCCGACCCGACCCGAUCUGUGGGGCGUCUAGGGCUGAAAUUCCAAAGAUCUUUCUUCGGGUCGGGUCGGGUUGGGCCGAAUUCUUGA